Molecule: messenger RNA, 1011 nt
Organism: Fibroporia radiculosa
Lineage: Eukaryota; Fungi; Basidiomycota; Agaricomycetes; Polyporales; Fibroporiaceae
Exons: 5
Coding region: 1-1011 (336 amino acids)
Source: RefSeq, a predicted model, not a curated record
AUGAACCCUGACGCUCUUCUGGAUUCAGGGGUCGUCAAUGUUGCUGGCGGAACUCAUGAAUGCAAGUACCUCGGUCUGCGUGCCCAUCGCAUGUCUUUCCCAAAGUUGGGUCUCGCCCUCGAACCCUAUCUGCUCAUUCGGCAGGAAUAUGUUGAUGCAUGGCAGUAUUUGGUCGGCGAGUUCCAGCCUGACCUGGCUGUGAAGGAUCUUAGAGGUGUAUCGAUUAUCGGACAGCCAGGAAUCGGGAAAUCAUUCUUGUUGGUCUAUUUGUUUAUAGAACGCAUGAAGGCUGGUUUGCCGGCGGCUUUUCAGCUGCGCGAUCCCCAUUCUUUUCUAAUCGAUGAGCACAGCGUCACCGCAUCAUCAAGUGUCAAUUCAACCUGUCUCAAUGAAUACCCUCAUAUCUGGUGUCUAUCAGAUUCUAAUACAUAUACUACGAUACCUGCAUCGGCCUUCUUCGAUGGCACGUUCCACGUAAUCCAGGCUGCUUCUCCUCUUGAAGCUCGCUGGAGAGGAUGGACCAAGGGAUAUCUGGCGAUGAAAUACUAUAUGAACGUUUGGGAGAGGAAUGAACCUGCCGCGCUUGCACGCUGUUUGUGGGGGCAGCACGCAGUCCGAGACUUUCUCGACCUUGCCUCUAAAUGGGGUCCAUCACCUCGCGAUCUGGUUCGAGCCUCCACAGACCCAUCCGUUGAAGACAUUGUUCUCGCAUCCAUCGAGCGUGCUGCACAAACAUUUGAUGGCGUGUAUGGAAUUCAGCCGGCCCUUAGUUCGGAGCAUUCGUCAGCCGAGAAGGGACUAGUGAGGCUAGAAAGCGAGCUACCUGCAGAGCAUAGGCGCAGGGAGAAGACAAGGUUUGUGAUCAUUGGUCAUGGAAGUUGGGAAAGAGGAUAUGCGGCUGCAAAAGACCAACGAAGGAGAUUGUUGGUCGCGUGGGGGAAUGUCACGAUUGGAUACUUCAUUCCUCUUAGACUGCGAGGGCAUGAUAUUGUGAGUUCACCUGAGGACUGA